Homo sapiens (human) is the source of this 11509-nucleotide messenger RNA. RefSeq names its product polypeptide N-acetylgalactosaminyltransferase 1 (gene GALNT1). The record is from RefSeq and is a predicted model, not a curated record. Lineage: Eukaryota; Metazoa; Chordata; Mammalia; Primates; Hominidae. Gene Ontology annotation, cellular component: extracellular region; Golgi cisterna membrane. Gene Ontology annotation, molecular function: polypeptide N-acetylgalactosaminyltransferase activity. Bases 7766 to 9445 code for a protein of 559 amino acids. The transcript has 12 exons. Gene Ontology annotation, biological process: protein O-linked glycosylation via N-acetylgalactosamine.
AACAAAUGGAAAGUUUGUGGCAACCCUACACUGAAAAAGUCCAUAGGCACCAUUUUUCCAACAGCAUCUGCUCACUUUGUGUCUUUAUGUCACAUUUUGGUAAUUCUUAGAGUAUUUCAGAGGUUUUCAUUAUUAUAUCUGUUGUGGUGAUUUUUGAUUAGUGAUCUUUGUUGUUAUUAUUGUAAUCAUUUUGAGGUACCACAAACUUGUGCCCAUACAAGACGGCAAGUUUAAUCAAUAAAUGUCUUUUCUGACUGCUCCGCCGACCAGCCGUUUCCCUGUCUCUCUCCCUCUCCUCGGGUAUCCCUGUUCCCCAAGAUACAACACAUACACCACCACACUCUGCUAAGCAACAGUAUUGAAAGGAUGCAAAUUAAUAACCCUACAGUGGCCUCUAAGCAUUCAAGUGAAAGGAAGAGUCAUGUGUCUCUCACUUAAAAGCUAGAAAAGAUAACGCUUAGUGAGGAAGGCAUGUCGAAAGCAGAGAUGGGCCAAAAGCUGGGCUUCUUGCGCCAUAUAACUUGAAAAGUUCUGAAUGGCAAGGAAGAGUUCUUGAAGGAAGCUACUCCAGUGAACACACAAAUGAUAAGAAAGCAGAACAGCUUUAUUGCUGACAAGACAGUUUUAGUAGUCUGCAUAGAUCAAACCAACCACAACGUUCCCUUAAGUCCAGCCUAAUCAAGAGCAGGGCCCUAACUCGUCAAUGCUAUGAAGGCUGAGAGAGGUGAGGAAGCUGCAGAAGAAAAGUUUGAAGCUAGCAGAGAUUGGUUCAGGAGGUUUAAGGAAACAAGCCAUCUCCACAAUGUAAAAACAAGUGUUGUUGUAGAAGCUGCAGCAAGUUAUCCAGAGGAUCUAGCUAAGACCGUUGAUGAAGGUGGCUACACUAAAAAACAGAUUUGCAAUGCAGACAAAACAGCCUUCUAUUGGAAGAAGAUGCCAUCUAAGACUUUCAUAGGUAGAGAGAAGUCAGUGCCUGACUUUAAAGCGUCAAAGAACAGACUGACUUUGUUAGUAGGUGAUAGUGCAGCUAGUAACUUUAAGUUGAAGCCAAUGUUCAGUUACCAUUCUGAAAAUUCUAGGACCCUUAAGAAUUACACUAAAUCUAUUCUGCCUCUGCUCUAUACAUGGAACAACAAAGGCUGGAUGACAGCAUAUCUGUUUACAACAUGGUUUAUUGAAUAAUUUAAUUCCACUGUUGAGACUUGCUGCUUAAUAAAAAAGAUUCCUUUCAAAAUAUUACUUUUCAUUGAGAAUGCACCUGGUUACCCAAGAGCUGUGAUGGAGGUGUGUGAUGAGAAUAAUGUUUUCAUGCCUGCAAAUGCAACAUUUAUUCUGCAGCCCAUGAAUCAAAGAGUAAUUUUGACUGUCAAGUCUUAUUUAAGAAAUACAUUUCAUAAGGCCAUAGUUGCUGGGUCUGACCCACAGACCCCGACCAAGCGAUGGAUGAACGGAUGCACUCAGACACAGGUAUCCAGUGAGAGUGGGCUAGGAGACUCGGCUGCUCAUGUACCCCAAGGAGGGUGUUGUAAAGAGUUGUAGCAGCUGUGGCCCUGACAAGCUGGUGCUGCAGGCAUUUAUUUAUACAGAUUUAAUGACAAAGGCCUUGAGUCAACACACUUUUGGGUAAUUAACAUGGUGCUUCCCCCCUUCCCCACCCCACACACACACACAGCCCCAGCAGUCCUGCACUCAGAUGAUUAAAGGCCAGGUUCUACUAAGUAAACUAAGUUAUCUAGAUCAGUUUCUUUACAUCUCCUUGUUAUCUAACCUAAGCGUUCAGGCACAGGGUGAGAGAAUCUGGCUGCCUUCAGCCAAAUCCUUUUCUGAAGCUUUUGUAAAAUCUCCCGGCCUUCCAAGAAGGUUUGCAUCUUUCUACAAUUUUUCCCACCACAGUGACCAAUCUCCUACACAUAGCUCCCAUAGACAGUGAUUCCUUUGGUGGAUCUGAGCAAAGUAACAGAGUUUCACCAUUCUAGAUGCCAUUAAGAACAUUUCUGAUUCAUGGGAGGAGGUCAAAACAUUGACAGGAGUUUGGAAGAAGCUGAGUUCAACUGCAGAUGUGGUAGCAAUAGCAAGAGAACUAGAAUUAGAAGUGGAGCCUGAAGAUAUGGCUGAAUUGCUGCAAUCUUAAGAUAAAACUUGAAUGGAUGAGUAGUUACUUCUUAUGGAUGGGGAAAGAAAAUAGUUUCUUGAGACAGACUCUGCUCCUUGUGAGGAUGCUAUGAACACAGUUGAAAUGACAACAAAAAAUUUAGAAUAAUCCAUAAACCUAGUUGAUAAAGCAGUGGCAAGGGGUUUGAGAGGAUUGGCUUCAAUUUCGAAAAAAGUUCUACUCUGGGUAAGAUGCCAUCAAACAGCAUUGCAUGCUGUAGAGAAAUCUUUCAUGAAAGGAAGAGUUGAUGUGGCAAACUUCAUUUUUGUCUUAUUUUAAGAAAUUGCGACAGCCACUCCAGCAGCCACCACCCUGAACGAUCAGCAGCCAUCAACACUAAGGCAAGACCCUCCACCAGCAAAAAAAUUACGAUUCGCUGAAGGCAAAGAUGAUUGGUAGAAUUUUUUAGCAGUAAAAUUUUUAAAUUAAGGUAUAUACAUUACUUUUAAAGACAAUGCUGUUGCGUACACACUGCUGUAUAGUAUCAACAUAACUUUUAUUUGUACUGGGAAUCCAAAAUAUUUAUGACUCAUUUUACUGAAUAUUUGCUUUAUUUUGGUAGUCAGGAACCACACCUGCAGUAUCUCUGAGGUAUGCCUGUAGCGAAACUUCAUUUUUUUAAAGAACAACAAUAUAGUAGACAUAAAAGUUAGGUGCUAUGCAUUUAUUUUAGUAAUGAUAUCAUUUUGAGAAACAUUUUUGGAAUUUUAUUUUAGACUUCUCUUGAGUUUGGCUUUUUUUCCCAUUAACAUUAACUUAUUUUUUGUGAUCUUUAUGCUUGUUUGAUUUGUAGAAUUGUUCCACCAUAAAUAUUUAAAUACUUUUAACUACUAGAUUUCUUUUUUCUUUUGUCAGACGAAGUCUCACUUUUGUCCCCCAGGGUGGAGUGCAGUGGUGCGAUCUCAGCUCACUGCAACCUCCACCUCCCGGGUUCAAGCAAUUCUCCUGCCUCAGCCUCCCGAGUAGCUGGGAUUACAGGUGCCUGCCACCACAGCCGGCUAAUUUUUGUAUUUUAAGUAGAGACAGGGUUUCACCAUGUUGGCCAGGCUGGUCUCAAAACUCCUGACCUCAGGUGAUCCCCCCACCUUGGCCUCCCAAAGUGCUAGGAUUACAGGUGUGAGCCACCAUGUCCAGCCUUAACUACUAGAUUUCUUUUGCAGUAUUUGGAAUAUUAUUUUAAGUAAUUAAAUGAUCAAUCAUAGCUACUACAUUCUUUUUUUGCCUUAUUAAAACCUACCCUUUAAGAUCAGGAAUAAAACAAGGAUGCCUGUUGUUACCUUCCUUUUUCAAUAUGUUAUUAAUACUAGAAAUCUUCGCAAGGUAGCUGAAUUUAAAAUCAACAAAUAAAAAUACAGGUGCAUUUUUGUAAAUCAGCAAUAAAAUACCAUUUCAGGUAGGAAAAAAUUAAAGUAACAAGUAUUUUCUAACAAAAUUGUGUUAAACCUUUAAAAGAAAAUUAUAAAAUUUUAUUGGAAGAUGUUAGGAAAGGUCUAAAUAAAUGGAGAGAGAAUAUUUUUAUAGAUUUAAAGAUGCUUUUGGAAAGAUAGCAGAUCUCUCCAGUUAUUUAUAGAUUUAUUUCAAUCUAGUCAGAAUCAUGACAACUUUUAUUUUUGGGUUAAAAAGUUGAUUCUAAAAUUUUUGAGGAAGACUUAACAGGUCAGGAGUAGCCAAGACACUCCUCUAAAGAAGUUGUGAUAGGUGAGAAGACUUGUUUUACCAUAUAUGAAGAAUUAGUAUAAAGCUGUAAAAGUUAAGACAACAGUAUGGUAUAGGGAGAGAUAGAUCAAUAGAAGAGAAUAUGGAAACCCAGAAACUUGGCUUGUGACAAAGUUGGUAUUACACUCCUUUAGAGAGAGCUUUCCAUAAAUAGUUCUUGGACAGCUGGUUAUCCACAUAGGAGGGAAUGACAUUGAAUCCCUGCUUAAAUGGGAAAAGCAAACCUUUAACAUUUUUAGAUAUUAAAACAUUAUAAUGAUUUCUAGAUAGAGAAGAUUUUCUUAAAACAUAGAAAAUAUGAACCGUAAAAGAUGCUACUUUUUUUGUUUUAGAGAUGGGGGUCUUGCUAUGUUGCCUAAGUUGGUCUUGAACUUCUGGCCUCAAGCAAUCCUCCCACCUUGGCUUCCCAAAGUAUUGGGACUAUAGGCAUUAGCCACCAUACCCAGACAAAGAUACUUCUUUUUUAUUAAGAACAUUGGGAAAAGGGCUUGGGAUGGUGGCUCAUACCUGUAAUCCCAGCACUUUGGGAGGCUGAGGUGGGAGGAUUGCCUGAGCCCAGGAGUAUGAGACCAGCCUGGCCAAUAUGGUGAAACCCUCUCUUUGCAAAAAAAAUACAAAAAUUAGGCGGGCAUGAUGGCGUGUGCCUGUAGUCCUAGCUCGGAGGCUGAAGUGGGAAGGAUUCAUUGAGCCCAGGAGGUUGAGGCUUCAGUGAGCCAUGAUUGUGCCACUGCAUUCCAACCUGGGCAACAGAGGGAGACCCUGUCUCCAAAACGCUGGGAAAAGAUACUGCAGUACAUUUAACUCACACAAGGCUACAUUAGGAUCUUCACAGACUAACAAGAAAAACACAAAACAACACAUCUAGUAGAGCAGAACUUCAGUAGGCAUAUUAGAGAAGAGGAAAUGGAAUGAUCAGUAAUGCCAGAGAUGGUGGGGAAAUGCAAAUUAAAACUAUAUUAAGAUACCAAUUACAUCAGAUUGUCAAAAAUAAAAAUGUCUGACAGUAAUAAGUGUUGUCAACGAUAUAACACAUCCACCACGUGCAGUGAUAUAACAGUUCACAUCUGGUGGGUGGUUUCAGCCACCUGGGAAAACAAAUUGGUGAUAUCUGAUCAUAUUGAAAAUAUGCAUACUGUGCCACCUAACAACCAUACGUAUAUACUUUAGAUCAGGGGUCGGUGUGAUGACUCAUGAGUUAAGAAUGGUUUUUAACAUUUUUAAGUGCUUAAAAAAAAUAAUAUUUUGUAAUUUAUAGUGUGAAAAUUAUAUGAAAUUCAAAUUUUGGUGUCCAAAAAUAAGCUUGGAAUAUUGUCACAUUCAUUUAUGUACCUCUUACAGAUGCUUUCAUGGUACAACACUAGAGUUAAGUUGUUGCAACAGACAUUGCAUGACUCAAAAAGCCUGAAAUCUUUAUCAUCUGGCCCUUUGCAGAAAAUAUUUACUGACCUCUUCUCUAAAUAAAUACUCUUGCACAUGCGUACUAGUAGACAUGUUCAGGAAUGGUCAUAGCAGUAUUGCUUGUAAUAACGGAAACCUAGAAAGAACCCAAAUGUCUGUUAAGAGUAGAGAAAUAGGUUUGCUAAGCCAGCGGAAUACUAUUCAGUAGUGAAAUGGAAUUGGAUGCAUGGAUGGAUCCAAGCAUAUGGAUAAAUCUCAGAAACAGUGUUAGAAAAAAGCAAGUCAGGUUUUUCCACUUAUAAGCACUUCAGAAACAGUCAAGUAUAAAUAAGGCAUUGUUAAAGAUACUCGUGAGGUUAAAUUAUCAGGACAAGGAAGGACCGUAAGAAUAGGGAUUGCCUUUGAAGAGUUGGGGAAGAGAUGGGAUUUGAGAGGGAACUUUAAAAAUCAUGUUCUUAUUGUUAAACCAGGUGGUGGAGAUGUGUGUUGUGUUGUGAUCAUUUAUUUCCGUGACAUGUUUUAUACGUACUCUUUUGAUAUUUUAUAAGUUUUUGUGAUCUGGGGCAUUAAAAAGUAUCUUUUCAAAUAGUAUAGUCUGUCUCAUAAUAUAUAAUUAUGACCCACAGAGUGGAAGCUCAUCAGCAGACUAGAAGCUGCUUUUUACCUAUUGCCCCCUCUUCCCUGGUUCCCCAAGCAUUCUGGUUGUGUCAGGAACCCAAUUCAGAUUUUCUUAAGCAGAAAAGGGGACUAAUAGGAUUCCUCGUUGGGUCACUGAAGCCAAGGAAGAGUCAGGGACUUGGUCACUGUCAGGGUGCUCUGCCACUCAUCUGUAUGUCUCUGCUUGGCCACAUUGUUUUUGGCUGCAAGUGGCCUUCUCCAUGUCGGGGGCAGUGUGACUGAGCGCAGUCCUAGAGCACAGCCUUCCAGGUCUGUGACUCAGGCCAAGGAGUCAGGUCCUGUGGUCAGCCUGGCUAGGUCAUACUGUGGCCAGGCAACUGGAUCUGUUACCAGAAGAAACCUUUUGAGGAGGGGAGGAGAGGUUAAGGGUCAGAAUCAUGAGCCCGGCAGCCACUUCUGUUUGUAAUGGUUACAUAUGUAUUAAUUGUAAAGCAAUAUGUGUGGCAUUUUGUCACACCUUUGUGUGGAUAUCAGGGCUGUUUUGAUGUUAACGCUAAGAUGUUGCCUAAGACAUGGCACUGAGACAUGGCCGAGGUGGGAAGAGGGGUUAGAAAUGUCUGUUGAGCAUAUUAUUACCUGUUAAAAAUAAAAAUACAGCAUGAUCAGCUCUCCUACCACUUUAUAGUCACACCUGUCUCCUUCCCUUCUUCCCAUAAGGACAUUUAAGGCAUUAAGUACUUGAGUCUAAAUAGAUGUUACAAACUUGGUUUAAAACAUAACACAUAUCUGGCUGGGCACGGUGGCUCACGCCUGUAAUCCCAACACUUUGGGAGGCCGAGGCAGGCAGAUCACGAGGUCAGGAGAUCGAGACCAUCCUGGCUACCACAGUGAAACCCCAUCUCUACAAAUUCAAAAAAUGAGCAGGGCGUGGUGGCAGGCACCUGUAGUCCCAGCUACUCGGGAGGCUGAUGGCAGGCACCUGUAGUCCCAGCUACUCGGGAGGCUGAGGCAGGAGAAUGGCGUGAACCGGGGAGGUGGAGCUUGCAGUGAGCCGAGAUCGUGCCACUACACUCCAGCCUGGGCAACAGAGUGAGACUGACUCAAAAAAAAAAAAAGAAAAAAAAACACAUAUCUACUAUUCUGAAUGACUGGAAGGGCAUUUAACCCAUUGGUGUUUCAUUGGGAUGCAAAUUUGUAGGGAGUUUGUAUCUUUUGCUUUUCUGUUUGCCAGGUUCUUUGUUUUGAACAUACAUUACUUUACAAACAGGAAAAAUAUAAACUUUUAAAGGUAUUGGUGGAAGUCAGUUUGUCAUCUUAAAAACUGACAUUCCACUCAAGACACUAAACACUGUAUUCUCUAAUUUGAAACAUUCGAGCCAAUAAAUUUUAUAGGAGUUUAUUUACAUCAUGACUACCCCAAAUGAUAAGCUUGUUCUUCUGACCUCUAAACUUGAGAUAACACCCGGGAAAUAACUACAGAAAGAGAAUAUCCAGGUUUUAAUGGAAUGUGGACAUCAAUCUGGGCAGGAAUUUUGGAUUGAUUAUUUGCUAAUUUUUUGUUAAAUACUUAUGUUGAAUAAGAAGAUUCCAAGACCUGAAAAUUGGUUCUCCUUUUUCUUUGGCUAUCGAAUAAGGCUUCUCAGUGCUAAAUUUCGAUCAGUAACCACUUGACAGCUCAAAAACUGUGGCAGAAGUAUUGGCCUGAACACUUUAUAGGAAGCUGGGAAUAUAAAUUGAAGCCUACGAGACUGGAGCCGUACUCACUUUGGCUACUAGGGGGUAUGAACGUGAUUUCUGAUGAAACUGGAUUGGAAUAAUUUUCAUGAUCUUUGUAUAUUUAUAUAUAUAUAUUUUUAAAUUUUGCAUUUGACUUAAAGUGCCAUGAGAAAAUUUGCAUACUGCAAGGUGGUCCUAGCCACCUCCUUGAUUUGGGUACUCUUGGAUAUGUUCCUGCUGCUUUACUUCAGUGAAUGCAACAAAUGUGAUGAAAAAAAGGAGAGAGGACUUCCUGCUGGAGAUGUUCUAGAGCCAGUACAAAAGCCUCAUGAAGGUCCUGGAGAAAUGGGGAAACCAGUCGUCAUUCCUAAAGAGGAUCAAGAAAAGAUGAAAGAGAUGUUUAAAAUCAAUCAGUUCAAUUUAAUGGCAAGUGAGAUGAUUGCACUCAACAGAUCUUUACCAGAUGUUAGGUUAGAAGGGUGUAAAACAAAGGUGUAUCCAGAUAAUCUUCCUACAACAAGUGUGGUGAUUGUUUUCCACAAUGAGGCUUGGAGCACACUUCUGCGAACUGUCCAUAGUGUCAUUAAUCGCUCACCAAGACACAUGAUAGAAGAAAUUGUUCUAGUAGAUGAUGCCAGUGAAAGAGACUUUUUGAAAAGGCCUUUAGAGAGUUAUGUGAAAAAACUAAAAGUACCAGUUCAUGUAAUUCGAAUGGAACAACGUUCUGGAUUGAUCAGAGCUAGAUUAAAAGGAGCUGCUGUGUCUAAAGGCCAAGUGAUCACCUUCCUGGAUGCCCAUUGUGAGUGUACAGUGGGAUGGCUGGAGCCUCUCUUGGCCAGGAUCAAACAUGACAGGAGAACAGUGGUGUGUCCCAUCAUCGAUGUGAUCAGUGAUGAUACUUUUGAGUACAUGGCAGGCUCUGAUAUGACCUAUGGUGGGUUCAACUGGAAGCUCAAUUUUCGCUGGUAUCCUGUUCCCCAAAGAGAAAUGGACAGAAGGAAAGGUGAUCGGACUCUUCCUGUCAGGACACCUACCAUGGCAGGAGGCCUUUUUUCAAUAGACAGAGAUUACUUUCAGGAAAUUGGAACAUAUGAUGCUGGAAUGGAUAUUUGGGGAGGAGAAAACCUAGAAAUUUCCUUUAGGAUUUGGCAGUGUGGAGGAACUUUGGAAAUUGUUACAUGCUCACAUGUUGGACAUGUGUUUCGGAAAGCUACACCUUACACGUUUCCAGGAGGCACAGGGCAGAUUAUCAAUAAAAAUAACAGACGACUUGCAGAAGUGUGGAUGGAUGAAUUCAAGAAUUUCUUCUAUAUAAUUUCUCCAGGUGUUACAAAGGUAGAUUAUGGAGAUAUAUCGUCAAGAGUUGGUCUAAGACACAAACUACAAUGCAAACCUUUUUCCUGGUACCUAGAGAAUAUAUAUCCUGAUUCUCAAAUUCCACGUCACUAUUUCUCAUUGGGAGAGAUACGAAAUGUGGAAACGAAUCAGUGUCUAGAUAACAUGGCUAGAAAAGAGAAUGAAAAAGUUGGAAUUUUUAAUUGCCAUGGUAUGGGGGGUAAUCAGGUUUUCUCUUAUACUGCCAACAAAGAAAUUAGAACAGAUGACCUUUGCUUGGAUGUUUCCAAACUUAAUGGCCCAGUUACAAUGCUCAAAUGCCACCACCUAAAAGGCAACCAACUCUGGGAGUAUGACCCAGUGAAAUUAACCCUGCAGCAUGUGAACAGUAAUCAGUGCCUGGAUAAAGCCACAGAAGAGGAUAGCCAGGUGCCCAGCAUUAGAGACUGCAAUGGAAGUCGGUCCCAGCAGUGGCUUCUUCGAAACGUCACCCUGCCAGAAAUAUUCUGAGACCAAAUUUACAAAAAAACGAAAAAAAUAAGGAUUGACUGGGCUACCUCAGCAUACAUUUCUGCCACAUUCUUAAGUAGCAAAAAAGGAAAAGUGCUUUCCUCCUCUGCAGGAUGUAAGGUUUAUCAGCCAUUAAAACUUAGACUUCUCUAGCUUUUCACUAGCUGUGAACCAGCCUUCCUGUCCAUGGACGUGAAACUGCAUAGUAAUGAGACUGUGCACACUGAUGUUUACAAGAUUGAAAGAGUCUUUCUCCGAAAAUCAUGGUAAAGAAUACUGAGACAAUGAAAAAAAAUCAACAAAAUAUGCUUUCUGGAGAACUGUACCUUUUAUGGUUUGCUUGCACAUCAGUAGUUUCUGCUGAACGUGCUGUCAUAAUGAAGAGAUUUCCAAGAUUUUUUUUCCUGAUUAGAACUGGUAGCCAGUAUAUUAAAUAUUGAUAUAAAAAUAAAAGAACUGGAACCAGAUUCAGAAUCAUGAAAACAACAUUUUUACAACAACAAAAAAACUAUAUUAAACAGGGUUUAAAGGAAAUUAAAACAGAACUAUGAGAAGUACAAUUUGUUAUAGUAUAGUAUCAAAUUUCUAUAUAGAUUUUAUACCUCAGUGGGGAAAAAUAACUGAUUCCAAUGACAUUCAUUUUGUUUUCAUCUGUGAUAGUCAUGGAUGCUUUUAUUUUCCUUGGGGUGCUGAAAUUGAGCUGAAAAAAAAAGGCUCUUUGAAUAUAGUUUUAAUUUCUCUCUACAGUUUUUUUUGUUUGGUUUGUGGGCUGUUGGAAUUGUAAUUUUUAAUUGCCUUCUAAAAAAUGGAAAUUUAACAAUGUCUGAUCUCAGCUGAACAAAUUAGAUGUUUCAGUUGCUCUUGGGUCAACUGGCUUACAGAUUUACAUGUGCACACACACACAAAUUUCUUAUCACAUUUUCGACUUCUUCACUUGACCUAACUGAUUAUGCGAAAUACCCAAGAUUCAUGCUACUGUACCACAGAUUUGUUUUCACAGCAAUAAAUCUUCAGUUCUUUGUUUAUGAUUCCACUUAACAAAAGGCCUGCAGAAGUGAUUUAUUAUUUGGGUAUUUGGAGAUAAUACAUUUGAUGGUUUUUUGGAAAACCUUUUUCACUCCAUACUCAGAUAUGCUUCAUUGUCAAAUGCAUAUUUAGAUUAGAUUAUUGAAUUGUAAUGUUUAUCUGCUGCUUUUUUUAAAUAAAAUUUGACUGAAAAUGUUUAAUUGGCAUUUUUUAAUGACUUAGCCAAAGAAGUGCAGCUAUUAUUCCAUAUUAAUAGGCUUGCAUUUCUUUUCCUAAAUCUUAUUUAGGCUAAAUCAGUUUUAUUUUUCUCUGAUUUUUUUUAAUACCACAGAAUCACCUGAGUGUCAAUUGAAAGUUGUCAAUUAAAAGGUAACCUUUUAAUCUCGUAGGAGGAAUCUCAUUAAGACAUUUUUCCUGAUAUGUAGAGCAGUCUGUUGGCAAAAAUGCAUAUAUUUUCUUUCAUAUUUGUAAAAUUAUAUUUAAUGGAAUUCUUUUCUUUGAUUAUCAAGGACUUUCACUGCAGGCAGUGCUAUUUCUUGUGCCUAAGAAUGUUUCCAAAAGUCGCAUCGCUAAUGAUAUUUGCCAAGUUGAGUGUACACAAAGUUUCUCAUAUCCUGUUCAAGUUAAUCAACAUCAAGCACAUGGGGAUGCUUUAGGGUGAGUCUAUAGUACAAAAUGCAUAAACCAUGUCCCCAGGAAAUUUGAAAGGAAGCAGGUGCUGAAUGGAAUUUUUUUCCUUUUCCAUGAGCUGUGUUAAUUCUAUCUCCAGUAGGCCUAAUGCUUGAAUAAGCAAGAUGUCUAAUCAAUAAAUUAUUUUCAUGCUCAGAAUUUCAGGUUUUUGUACUCCAGCAUAGCUUGGUCUUAUUUCUUACUGUAUGAAAGCUUAACAGCAAUGUGAUUUAAGGUUUUGUUUUAAAUGGGAGAUGUAAGUGAUUUAAUUCAUGGGUACUUUUAGAACCUGAUAGAUAAUCCCAUUGCCUUUAUUUUUCUAAUUAAAGAAUUCCUAAAUACUUUGAAAAUACAAAAUAUUCCUGAAUA